UCGAUGGCUCCCGAAGAGACCCGCUGAGGUUCCACCCGCCCUCCACGUCCUCCGCCCCCAGCUCUCCACCCCACCAUGUCGAAGGACGACGGGAGCUGCCGGCUGAGCUCGGUCUUCAAACCCAAAGAGCGGAAGCCCAAGAAGCCACACUACAUCCCCCGCCCGUGGGGGAAACCGUACAACUAUAAAUGCUUCCAGUGCCCCUUCACGUGCAUGGAGAAGUCCCACCUGUACAAUCACAUGAAGUACAGCCUGUGCAAGAACUCGCUGUCCCUGCUCAUUGACAAUGACUGGUCGUACAGGAAGGGGACCACACUGACCCCUGACCUCCGGCUCCUUCCCGCCCGCGGUCGGCGUGGCGGCGAGGCGGGAGAGGUGGAGGGAGACGUGGGCGGGGGUCCCGCCAAGUCGGGGGCUGCCGGGACUGGGGGGAGCGCAGGGGCUGGGGCCUUUCUCCAGGGGGGCCCGGGGGAGGGGCCUAGCCAGAGGAAGGCCGAGGGGGGCGGCCGCAGCGGUGCCCUACUCCUAGGCCUCGAGCCGGAGAGGGAGCCACCGCCCGAGUUCCUUAUCGCUGAUGUUGUUUCCCUGAAGAACCCCGGAGGGGUGGGGCCUGAGUCGGUGGCCCUCAUGGGAGAUGCCAGGGUCCCAUUGCCAGGCAGGGUGUCAAAGGGCUCCUCCGGGGGCAGGGGACCCCCGGUGGAGCAGUGGAAGCGGGCCGUCCCCGGACCCAGGCGAGGGGCUCAGGACAUCUCCCCUCAAAACUCUGACCGUCCCAUCAUCCCCUGCUACCCCCCACCGGCCUACAGUGACUACCAUGAGCCCCAGGGCCACAGCCUCUCCGUCCUGGGCAUCAACUACCCCUUGAACCACCCGGGCCUCUUCUCCUACCUGGGCCCCUCUGUGGUGGGUGGGGCCGUGGCUCACCCCCACGUGGCCCAGCUGCCUUUCCUGGCCUCCCCAGCCCCGACCCCCUUCCAGGCCCAGCCCGGCCCGGACAGGCCCGCUUUCCUGCCCCGCUUCUACUACCCACUGCUCUUUGAGCAGGCCUUGGGGGCGCCCGCCAGGAAGCCCGAGACCCCCACGAUGACCACGGCCACCCUGCCGGCGAAGGGACCCUUUGCGCUGCCCAAGGCCGGGUUUCUCAAGGUACCUACCCCAAAGGAGGGUUCCCUCUGGCCCCGGAGUCUGCGUGAGGUCCCCCAGCAGGCUUCCGGGGAGGAAGGGGAAGACGUGGAGGAGGAAGACAUGGGGAGGAGGUUGGGCCCGGAGAAGGGGGAUCCUACGGGCAGCGGCCUGAAUGGGAAGCUCCCCCGUGAGACCGGUGAUGGCCUCCCAGCGGACAGAGAUGGCACCACUUUGCUGGCCGGGGAUCCCAAGCCGGAGGCCGCUCCGGGCCCAGAGACCCCCAGCAUUCCCGGAGGUUUCUUGAAGAGGAAGUUGUCGUCUGGGACCGGCCCCUCCUUCUCGAGGAACCUCCCGCCAUCCGAGCUCCCCUCGAUUGGGAAGUCCAGCCCCCAUCACAGCAUUCAGGCUGGCCCAGUCCGGCUACCCAAGCCCCCCCGUCCUUGGGCCUCAGACGUCCCCUGCUGCCAGCCCCCCAGUGAUGAGGACCCCGGGGUCCUGGGGGUGCUGCCCCCGGGGGGCUCAACGAUGGACCAGCCAGCGGGGACCACAGCGCUUCUGUCCGGGGAGCUGUCCCGGACCCUGGGGGCCUACCAGACGGUGGAGAAGAAGCUCUCAGACCUCGCUGACGAGGACGGGCCAGCCCAGAAGCCCCUGAGGGAGCAGCUGGUGGAGAUCCAGAGAGAACUGCUCCGCAUCCACCAGGCCCUAGAGCGGGCCACCCGGCCACCUGAGGGACCCCUGGAUCUGUCACUGAAGAAGGAGCCCCCGGCCGGGGAGGAGCAGGCCACCGGGAAGCUGGGAGGCGCAGGGCCCAGGGGUAGGGGCCCGGGGGCCGGGGGCUGGGAGCGGGAGAAGAUCCUGGAGCUCCUGCCGCAGACAGGCCGAGCGGAAGGGGUCUCGGCCUCGCCGGAGCCUCCCGCCGGGGCGCCGGCCUUCCCUCUGGAGAUCCGCCAGGCCGUGGGGCCCCUCUGCGGUCACACCACCAAGUGCGAGGCUGACUCCAGCGUCCUUCUCUGUGCCGACGGCCGGGCCGGACCCCCCGUCCCCCCGCUGUCCAUGCGCGAGGAGGGGUCCCCGGGCUGUCGGGGGGUCCUGUGCUGCGGUCCGGGGAGCGGCGGCUCCAUGGGUCUCCCUGACCCCUGACUGUCACCCAGGGCCCCUCCCUGCCCGGCCUUGUGCACUUUGCUUUCUCACACGGCCCUUGUCUCUCCCACCCGGGCCCCAGCCUCCCCUCUUUCCCUCCUUCAUCCUCUAGGAAGGAGUCAAACAGCCCUUCCCUCCCUCCCCCUCAGAAGUGAACUGAUGCCCCCUCUUCUCCAGCCACCAAUUAAUCAAACAAUGGUAUUUAUUGAGUGCUUACUGUGAGCGUAGAAUAUAACAGAGUUGGUAGACGUGUUUCCCACCCACAGGGAGCUUACAGUCUAGACAGGGAGCUUAGGAGGGGACUGGCUCCCCUUGGCAUG
Ornithorhynchus anatinus (platypus) is the source of this 2588-nucleotide messenger RNA. RefSeq names its product proline rich 35 (gene PRR35). The record is from RefSeq and is a predicted model, not a curated record. Lineage: Eukaryota; Metazoa; Chordata; Mammalia; Monotremata; Ornithorhynchidae. The transcript has 2 exons. Bases 76 to 2268 code for a protein of 730 amino acids.